Pyrgilauda ruficollis (rufous-necked snowfinch) is the source of this 792-nucleotide messenger RNA. Its product is annotated as thiamine transporter 2-like. Gene Ontology annotation, cellular component: plasma membrane. NCBI's taxonomy places the organism in Eukaryota, Metazoa, Chordata, Aves, Passeriformes, Passeridae. The record is from RefSeq and is a predicted model, not a curated record. The annotation marks the transcript as partial. The transcript has a single exon. Gene Ontology annotation, molecular function: thiamine transmembrane transporter activity. Gene Ontology annotation, biological process: transmembrane transport; vitamin transport.
GUUACCAACCAGAUUCUGCCAGUGUGGACAUACUCCUACCUCGCUCUCCUUUUCCCAGUGUUCCUGCUCACAGACUACGUGCGCUACAAGCCCGUCCUCCUCCUGCAGGGCAUCAGCCUCAUCGUCACGUGGCUCCUGCUGCUCUUUGCACAUGGAGUGCUGGCCAUGCAGCUGGUGGAAUUCUUCUACGGCAUGGUCACAGCCACCGAGGUGGCCUAUUACGCCUACAUCUACAGCGUGGUCAGCACCCAACACUACCAGAGGGUCACCAGCUACUGCAGGAGCGUCACUCUGGUGGCAGCCACCGUGGCCGCCGUGCUGGGGCAGCUGCUGGUGUCCUUGGCAGAUGUGUCCUACUUCUACCUCAACGCCAUCAGCUUGGCUUCCGUGUCCCUGGCGUUCCUGUGCGCCUUCUUCCUGCCCAUGCCCCAGAGGAGCAUGUUCUUCCACAGGAAAGAUGCCCCUGGGCCUGUGCCAGGGCCUGCCAAAGGGCUGGCUGUGAGCGCUGCCCGCAGGCCCUCGAGCUGCCAAGAGGAAAGGAGCCCUGAUCCUGCUGCCAGGGCCCCGCGCCCCCAGCCCCAGGCUGGCAAUGCCGGGCCCCUCAGGCGCACGCUGAGCGUGCUGCUGCAGCUGGGCAGGGACCUGAGGGAUUGCUACGGCUCCCGCCAGCUCCUCUACUGGUCCCUGUGGUGGGCUCUGGCCACGGCCGGCUUUAACCAGGUGGUGAAUUAUGUCCAGGUGCUGUGGGACUUCCGGGCCCCCUCGCACAGCUCCGCAGUGUACAACGGAGCU